CUGUUGAAGCUGUGGGAUCUUUCUCCAGUGCAGUCACCGAGCGCGUCAAAAUAAUAUCAUCACUGCAUCCUCACAUUUCAAUCCUUCAUGGUGCUGUUCUAAAACCAUGAAGGCUAAACGGAAGAUCUCAGGCUGAGCCACUAUUUUGUGGUAAGAGCGUCAGAUACCAAGUGAAACCAACAGAGAGACAGAGAGAGAGAGAAAGAGGGAGAGAGAGAGCUCCACGCAAGCGCGUAAAGACGAGAUUGGACACCUGAUUUUGUUGGGUGUCUUUAGAGCGCUAUUCCACAUUUUAAGUCCCAACAAUCCGUGUUUUUCUUUUUUUUUUGAAGGCCCUCUCGGUGCAGCGGGGGCAUAUAUCGUGGAUUAUUAUCAGCAAUGGACAAAUGGGGAACAGAGGACAGAUCGCUGCGUUGACUUUUGAAGCAGAGUCUUGAUGCUGUAGCAUUACGCAUUUAUUUUACUGUGUGAGCGCCUUUCUUUUUCCUUCCACGUCUGAAUUACACUUUGUAUCUCAACAUUAUUUUUCAAAAAAAGAAAGUCAAAACAUCUGUGGAUAAGGAACAGAGCAGGGGUGUUGUCAGAGAGGGAAUGAGAGGAGGAGGGGGGCAGUAUGAGGUGUGCUUUUUUUGGAAAAGCCGGAGAAAGACGGACACCGAGAAGGUGUGCUGAUGUGCGAAAGCCUGCGACGCGUUACCCUCCUGAGAAAUAAUUGCGAUCGGGGGGAAGAAAUGGCCUAGUUAAAAUAAAAAAAACCCCACCGUCGACACACCGACACCGACAGAGGAUAGAAAAGAAGAAUCGUGUUUAGAUGGACGGGCCACCAUCAUCGUCAUCCUCAUAAUUCCGGGCGCUUGCAUCGAGUCUUUUAGGUGUAAUUGGCUCCUUGACUGCAGCUCUGGACCCAUCAGAAGUUCCACAGAGGAAGACGGAUGAGACCACAGAGUCCUACCUGAGAAUGCUACCUAUUCCACCACCUCACCAUGUCACCCUAGGAAAUCUGUUAACCUCUCCCCUUCCACAAAUCCUCUUUUUGCCUUUGUUAUCUCCCAUAACCCACUGAAUUUGUGAUCCCUAUCUAUACCCAGCUCAAGUCCCAGUGAUAUGACUAAAAGAGCCUUUAUUUUGGACAUGUUGUUUUUUCCUCUCAAUGCUGCCAGCCACCAAGGCUAUGGUGGGAAACGUCAUUAUACUUCUCAGCAGAUUGCUAAUCACUGUCUGGCGUGGCUCUUGGGACUAGUGCUACACCUGACCCUUUCCUCAUGUCAACGGGUUGACCUAAAACACCCCAUAGUGUCCACAGCCUAUGGAAAGAUACGUGGUAUCAGGAAGGAGCUCAACAAUGAGAUCUUGGGCCCCGUGGAACAGUACUUAGGUGUGCCAUAUGCCACUGCACCUAUCGGCGAGCGCCGCUUCCAGCCUCCUGAAGCUCCAGGCUCCUGGCAGGAGAUUCGCAAUGCCACCCAUUUUGCGCCCGUGUGUCCCCAGAAUGUGCACGGAGUGUUGCCUGAGAUCAUGUUACCAGUGUGGUUCACAGACAGCCUGGAUGCUGCAGCGACCUAUGUUCAGAACCAGAGUGAGGACUGCCUUUACCUCAACAUUUAUGUACCAACUGAAGACGGUCCGCUCACAAAAAAACAAGACGAGUCUACAAUGAACAGACCAAGGGAUGAAGAUAUUCGGGAUCGUCGUAAGAAGCCGGUGAUGCUGUUCAUCCACGGCGGCUCCUACAUGGAGGGCUCAGGAAACAUGUUCGACGGCAGCGUCCUUGCCGCUUAUGGAAACGUCAUCGUGGUCACCAUGAACUAUCGGCUUGGUGUGCUCGGGCUCAGGAGCCGGUGCCGCCUGUGUGAACCUUCUCAUCCUCUCCCACCACUCCGAGGGUUUGUUCCAGAGGGCCAUCGCUCAGAGUGGAUCGGCCAUCUCCAGCUGGUCAGUCAACUACCGACCGGUGAUGUACACCAAGAUCCUGGCCAAGAAGGUUGGCUGCACUCUUGGGGACAUGGCUGAGUUGGUGGACUGCCUGAGGAGGAAGAGUUUCCGGGAGUUGGUGGACCAAGACAUCCAGCCUGCACGCUACCACAUCGCCUUCGGACCUGUGGUAGACGGGGACGUAGUGCCGGACGACCCUGAGAUUCUAAUGCAGCAGGGUGAGUUCUUGAACUACGACAUAUUGCUGGGAGUCAACCAGGGAGAGGGCCUGAAGUUUGUGGACGACAGUGAAGGAGAAGACGGAAUAUCAGCAGCCUCGUUUGACUACACCAUCUCCAACUUUGUGGACAAUCUGUAUGGAUAUCCUGAUGGUAAAGAUAUCCUGAGAGAAACCAUAAAGUUCAUGUACACAGACUGGGCUGACAGGGACAACAGUGACAUGCGUAGGAAAACCCUCCUGGCUCUGUUCACGGACCAUCAGUGGGUGGCCCCGGCUGUCGCCACUGCCAAACUGCACGCUGAGUUCCAGUCGCCCGUCUACUUCUACACCUUCCACCACCACUGUCAGACCGAGGCACGGCCAGAAUGGGCAGAUGCAGCCCAUGGAGAUGAGAUCCCCUAUGUGUUUGGGAUUCCCAUGGUGGGAGCCACUGACCUGUUUCCCUGUAACUUCUCCAAGAACGAUGUCAUGCUAAGUGCAGUGGUGAUGACGUACUGGACCAACUUUGCCAAGACAGGGGAUCCAAACCUCCCAGUUCCUCAGGACACCACGUUCAUCCACACCAAGCCGAACCGCUUUGAAGAGGUCAUCUGGACCAAGUUCAGCUCCAAAGACAAGCAGUAUUUGCAUAUCGGGCUCAAGCCUCGGGUCAGAGACAACUAUCGGGCCAACAAGGUGGCCUUCUGGCUGGAGCUGGUGCCACAUCUCCACAGCCUCCACAAGCAAAUCAUUAGUUCUAUCACAACUCGACUACCGCCCAACCGCUGGAAGGUCCCUCCCAACUCUGGCACUCGCUCCACAUGGCACCCUGUAAUCUCCACCUAUCCACCUGAUCCUGAGCCCGAUGGUUCAGAGAGACCCCGCUAUUCUCCCUUCCCCGGCGAGACGAGGGACUACUCCACUGAGCUGAGUGUCACAGUAGCUGUGGGCGCAUCUCUCCUUUUCCUGAAUGUGCUGGCCUUUGCCGCACUAUACUACAAACGGGACAAGCGCCACGAACUCAUGCAGAGACGCCACCCGCGACUGUCCCCACAGCGCACAACGAUGGGCAUGGGUGUUGGCAUGGGAGUAGUAGGGGCCCCACCGCACAAUGAUCUGGCGCUGAGCCAAGAAGAGGAGCUAAUGUCGCUGCAGAUGAAGCAGCAACGAGUGGAGCUGGAGCAUGGCACACCCCUCCCUUCCCGCGGCAUCCAUGGCGACCUAGAACCCCUGCGGCCUCCUGUGUGCCCACCUGACUACACGCUGGCCCUGCGGCGGGCACCGGAGGACGUGCCACUGAUGACAGCCAAUACCAUCACCAUGAUCCCCAGCACCAUCAGCAGCAUGCAGCCCCUUCACCCCUUCAACACUUAUCCCCCUGUCCCAGCCCCCUCCACUACACCUGUCCCCAGCCACAGCAACAAUGCCCUGCCACACCAACACUCCACCACCCGUGUAUAGGACCAGGCACAACCUCUGCUACCCCACUCUGGGCUUACAGAGAUGCACCACACAAACUGCUCCAUACAAACUCCACUCUCACCGCCCUCUACUCCUCUUUACUAUAUCUUUGUCUUUUCUCAUUAAGCCCUCAAAUAAAGCUGCAGUUUGUAAGAUUUUAAGCAGUGAAAUACCUCUAAAUUGUAAUCAUGAAUCAAGGAGGGGGUUGAUUUAAAAAAAGCCCCUUUGCCAAAAGCCUGUCAUCAUAGGUACAUAUUGCUUUGCCCAGUAAAAUCUCUUUCAGUAUCUGGUGCUUAGGUGAGCCACCAGAAAUGCAGCUUUAAGCUUGUAGCUCUCCCUCAAAGAGGUAUAGAGCUAAUCACAAUCAGUCAGGCAUCUUAUGUGGAGCUUGGUUGUUUUGCGCAUGUGUUGUUGUGUCAGUGUAAAACUAUGUUUAACAUGGAAUACAAAUACUCAUUUUUAUUCAUUUAGUGAAAAGAUAAUACAGUAGCGAGCGGCUUUGUAUGAGGCAACAUAUGCCCAAACAAGCUGUCUGUCAUGAAGCGGAGAUUUCUUGAAAUUUACAAAUUGCAGCUUUAAAGGCCCAAUCUGGAAGUGAAAUUUGGCACCCUGUGUCGAGCACUAUGUCCCAACAGCUGUCUCUGUUUUCAGAUUUUCGGAGACGUUUGUUUAGCGUGAAACGUGUUGACAGGGCUUAGAGUUACGAACAAAUUAGUUUAAAACUUCAUUUUCUUCAAUUCCCAAAUUUGUAUACCUGUUUUCAGUUAGGAUGCAGUUAAAUGCCAUGAUUUUAAAAAUGUCUUUAUACUCACAAUCAAUGCUUUCAAAACAUUUCCAGAUUGGGGCUUCAACUGUUGGGCGGUACAGGAAAUAACUGAAUCAUAUUCAGUCUGUGGGAUGCAACCUGGAAUCCAGGCUGCCCAUUAGAAAUCGCUGCAUCUCCUCCACACAGGCUCUAAUCAUGUCCAUUAAUUUAUUUGUUUCUCGCUCAUUAUCUCACUGUCUGUAUCCCCACUUCAGCCCAUUUAACUGCUUCUCUCUUUUCGCUGCCUCCGUCUCUCUUCUCCCUCUGCAUCUGCCUUCAUACAAUUGCUCUUUUUAUUAAACCAUUGACAUUAAUCCAUUUCCAUAUCUCACCUCUUUUUCCUCUUUCACGCAAUCACUUCUAGACUCUUUUUUCCUUUUGGAGUCUUUUAUACAAAAACACAAAUGUAAAUGAUGUAUUAUUAAUAAAUUGUAAGGAUAUGAAUGAAAAAAAGAUAUUCUGAUAUCUCGUUUUUACCAGCAUUCUUGGUGCCAAGUACUGUGAUAAAGUUCCUCUUUCACUGGCGUCCAGUGGACGGCCUGGAGAGGUCCAUCCUGACUGUAUCUUACAAAAGAAAUUACCAUCAUAAAAAGUGCCAACCCCUUCAUCUUUCUUUUUGAUCCACACACUUUUUUUUAAGUUAUCACACUCAAUGUUGCACUGUGGCUGGUCUCUACUUUAAAGGGAAAUCAGAUUCAAUAUAUCCUCGUUUAAGAAAAAAAAAAGAAUAUAACGUUUUAUUAACUACUUUGCUGUCUGGGAUAUUUGCAUGAUGUUUUUCUUUUCUAAAGAGUGUGGACAGAGAAGUUUGUCAUUUUGAUGAUUUGCCUUGUUCUUCAUUGAUUCUUUUUUUAAUUUCAUUUUUGAGAGUCAUUUUCAUUUCCUAUUUUAAUAUCAGCUGCACUUUGUGGUACUUCAAAAGGUAUUAAAGUAUUAAGAGAUGAAUAUUGUGUAAAACUAUGAUUAUAACAAAGAGAGUAAAUAUUUCCUCUUUAUUUUUUUCAUUUCCUAACACAGAGGCUGUGCCGCAAAACUACCAGAAAGACUGACGAAAGCCUUUUUUUCUCUCCCCCCUUCCCCCCUUCUUUUUGCUGUUUCUCUUAUCUUUUGCAACUGUGACGUUUGCACAGUCACUGUUUCUCAAUCUCACCUGAAGAUAGCACUUUUUUUUUAAGUUACAAGAAAAAAAAAGAAACGACUACUUCACAGGAAUAGUCUAAGUGAGGUUUUUGUCUGUGACGGACAUUAACCACAUGCUUCAAGUGUUUGAAGACUGCCUGACAGUUAUCUUCUCGUCUGCUCUUUUGUUGUUUCAUGAUUCUCCCCUCUUCAAGGCGGGAGAAAAAGGAUGAGAUAUAUUUAUGACGGUCUAAAGGUGAGAGAGCCUUGUACGCGCGUUUCACAUCUUUCGCACAAUUGAACACAGAGACGAGUCACACUCUGGACAAUACUGAAAAAAAAAAACCACCCCAGUGACAUUAGGACAAAAAACACUGGACAAAUGCCGGCAGUGAUUUAAUGGUCAUGAUGAAAUAGAUCGUCAACAAUGCGUCUGUUGAUGCACAGAGGAUGCAUUCUUAAAAAAAAAAAAACCUGAUUUGAAAAAGAAAAAUCUUUAAUGACAGACAUUACUCAUACACCAUACACCACAAAAGCAAGGCGGGCGGGAUUCACCUCCCCCUUCCUUGUAACAUUCUGUAUCCUGUCUGCUUAGGAUAACAACACUUUGGAGCCAGACUGCCAUCCCUCACACUGGACUGGAGCGAGCUGCGAGGACAAAAAGAAACAAAAACCAACACAUGAAACAAAACUGUACAUUUUUUAAGUGUAAGAGAACAAACUGGAAUUUGUAAAUAUUAUGUUUGUCGUUUGGUUUGAGUGAUUGGCCGGAUCUUUUCUUUGUGACAACAGGUGCAAGUUUCGAUGAUGAUUUUAGCACUCAUGCGUAUGUUUGAUUCUUCUUUAUUUCCUAGGUCUCAAGGUUGAAUUCCAAUAGGUUAUGG
Molecule: messenger RNA, 6400 nt
Organism: Scomber scombrus (Atlantic mackerel)
Lineage: Eukaryota; Metazoa; Chordata; Actinopteri; Scombriformes; Scombridae
Gene: nlgn2b
Product: neuroligin 2b
Biological process (GO): neuron cell-cell adhesion; synaptic vesicle endocytosis; presynaptic membrane assembly
Cellular component (GO): postsynaptic specialization membrane; cell surface; synapse
Molecular function (GO): signaling receptor activity; neurexin family protein binding
Source: RefSeq, a predicted model, not a curated record